Messenger RNA from Gigantopelta aegis, 7835 nucleotides. RefSeq names its product protein jagged-1-like. Gene Ontology annotation, cellular component: membrane. The record is from RefSeq and is a predicted model, not a curated record. Bases 304 to 3936 code for a protein of 1210 amino acids. Gene Ontology annotation, biological process: multicellular organism development; cell communication; Notch signaling pathway. The transcript is spliced from 23 exons. NCBI's taxonomy places the organism in Eukaryota, Metazoa, Mollusca, Gastropoda, Neomphalida, Peltospiridae. Gene Ontology annotation, molecular function: calcium ion binding; Notch binding.
GUGUAGAGAUAGUACUAUAAAAAUAUUCAUCAACUUUUUUUUCACUUUCCCACCGUGGAAAUAUAACCGUACAUCAUGUUUGUUAUUCAGUUUGAUAAUUUCACCUGAGGUGGUUUUAUCUUUCAAGGAAUACUACAUGUGAUUAAUUCGACAAAAAAGGGAGAAAAAAAAAAAGUUUUCCAACUCUAGGAAUGUUGGAUAGAAGAGCAGUAGCCGAUGUUCGCUGCUAUAAUUUCAUGAUUGAAGUCGCAUCCUUCAAAAUCGAGGAAGACCGCACGAGGCAUGGAUUAGUUCCUUUAAACUAUGCAUCCUCUGUCUUUGACUAUUCUGUUUGGAAUACUUCGAGUUUGCAUCGGGGACGGUUACUUUGAGUUGCAGAUUUUGUCGCUUCAGAAUUCGCGCGGGGAAUUGGCGGAUGGCACGUGUUGCGACGGUACCCGGGAUGCGUCAGGCACGUGUAAAGAUAGCUGCGAAACCAAGUUUGAAAUCUGUUUGAAGGAGUAUCAGUCGUUUGUUAGGGAGACCAGCGCGUGCACUUUUGGAAAUAUUUCAACUUCAGUUCUCGGUGGAAAUUCUUUUAGAUAUCCACCCGAAAGUUCCCAGACGAGACAGAGAUUACCCUUUAACUUCGCUUGGACGAGAUCAUACACACUGGUAGUGGAAGCAUGGGAUCAGGACAGGCUAAGGAACGGGGCAUUACAUAAUGCUGGUCUGAUAGAGAGAGUUGUCAACCUGGGCAUCAUUCUGCCCGGGCUCGACUGGCACACGAUCAUACACAAUGGACCGACGUCCAGUCUGACAUUCCGCAUACGAGUGCUAUGUGAUGAACACUACUACAACACCACAUGCACCAAAAUCUGCCGCCCACGCAACGAUCUCAUUGGACACUACACCUGCGAUGCAAAUGGAGACAAAGUUUGCCUCGUUGGCUGGAUGGGGCAGGAGUGUGAAACAGCAAUCUGCAGGACAGGUUGCCACGCUGUUCAUGGUUCGUGCCAACAACCAGGCGAAUGCAGGUGUGCCUAUGGCUGGCAGGGCUCAUUCUGUGACCAGUGCAUUCCAUACCCAGGCUGUAAGCACGGCUCCUGUAAUGGGUCGCCAUGGCAGUGUGUUUGCAAUCUCAACUGGGGAGGCAUUUUGUGCGAUAAAGAUUUGAAUUUCUGUGGACGUCAUCACCCAUGUCAUAAUGGUGGCCUGUGUCGCAACACUGCCCCAAACAAGUACCAGUGCACCUGUCACAAAGGAUUUUCUGGCAAGAACUGUGAAAUCGCGGAACAUGCAUGUGCGUCCAAUCCAUGCAGGCAUGGAGGAUCAUGUGUGUCCACCACACGUGGGUUUGUGUGCAACUGUCCCCCAGGCAGAACCGGACACCUGUGUGAGAAAGAUGUGGACGACUGUGCACUUCAGCCGUGCCUCCAUGGCGGGACAUGCGUGGACGGUAACAACUCAUACAUGUGUCAGUGUUCUGAUGGCUGGAAGGGCCCUCACUGUCAGCUGGACGCCGACGAAUGCAGUGGGAGUCCGUGUGUGUACGCCUUCGCAUGUCAGAACCUCGUCGGAGAUUUCUCGUGUGACUGCCAGCCUGGCUGGACAGGCAAGAAAUGCGACAUUAAUAUCAAUGAAUGUGAUGGGAUUACCUGUGAAAAUGGAGCUUCAUGUGUGGAUCUUACCAAUGGCUACUACUGUCUCUGUGCGGCGGGUUACACUGGGAAGUGGUGUGAAGUGGACAUCGAUGAAUGCGACAGUAACCCGUGCUGGAACGGAGCCACGUGUCACAACCAGCUCGCCUCCUACUACUGUCAGUGUCCCAAGGGAUUCACUGGCAUCAACUGCCAGAUGGAUGUUGAUCCCUGCAACCCGAACCCUUGUAAACAUGGCUCUAGCUGCUUUAACAUCCAGGGAGACUUCUACUGCCACUGUCAGGAUGGGUUUGAUGGCAAGGACUGUUCCCUGCCACAAGCUCGCUGCGAUUCCAGAUCAUGUGAAGUUAUCGACAGUUGCACGAUAUCGAUCCCAUCUAACGACUCAGUUGGCGGUUUUCGUCUGGUGUCAUCCAACGUGUGUGGACAUCAUGGCUUGUGUAUCAGUCAACCGAAUGGAGGAUUCUCGUGUGCCUGUGAAUCUGGUUAUAUGGGAGCUUACUGUCACCAGAAUAUUGAUGACUGUGCCAGCAACCCCUGUCAGAACCAAGGGACGUGUAUCGAUGGUGUAAACUCUUACCAGUGUAUUUGUGCAGAGGGAUGGGAGGGAACCCUUUGCAACAUAAAUCGAGAUGAGUGUUUCCCCACUCCGUGUCGUAAUGGAGGAAUUUGCCGAGACUACAUUGGGGAGUUUGUGUGUCAGUGUGUUGAUGGGUGGAAGGGAAAAACCUGCACACUCAGAAACAGCCACUGUAGUGGGUUGACGUGUGGUAAUGGAGGAAGCUGCAUAGAUCUGGGAGACACGUUCACUUGUCAGUGCAGCGAUGCCUGGGAAGGAAACACAUGUCAACUGCGGGCCAUCCAUGCUUGUGAUUCAUCUCCAUGUAACAAUCACGGCACUUGUGUCAACAGUGGUGACAGUUUCACGUGUAUCUGUAAGGAAGGAUUCGAAGGAACGACGUGUGAUGUCAACAUUAAUGACUGCAAUCCAUUCCCAUGUUACAAUGGCGGCAAGUGUAUUGAUGGAACCAACUGGUAUGUCUGUGAUUGUGCUGAAGGAUUUUCUGGUCCUGAUUGCCGAGUCAACAUCAAUGAAUGUGCAUCGAGUCCGUGUACAUACGGUAGUACGUGUAUUGAUGGAAUUGGACAGUUCAAGUGUAUUUGUCCUCCUAGUCGUACUGGAGACCGGUGCCAAACAGUAAUUGGUCAGCUUCCAUCACCAAAGUCGUGUGUACACAAUCGGCGGAUCUACCCAGACAAGACCGUGUGGGAACAUGAGUGUAAUUCGUGUGUGUGCAACAAUGGAAAAGUCACCUGCACAAAGAUCUGGUGUGGUCCUCGGAAUUGCCUGCCACACCCCAACGUGACAGAACCUGUGGCUAAAUGUGCCGAGGACGAGACGUGUGUUGUCCAGACAUUGGAGACCUGCUUCAUCCCCCCUUGUCUACCCUGGGGGCAGUGCAAGCUGGUAGAGAGGAUCCAGGACCCGAAACCACCAGGGGCACAGACACCCUGCAUCCCCAAUGCUGCCACACUUAGUAAUAACUGUGCUAAGAUUACUCUCUUCUUCGACAAGUCGAAAAUGCCAAUGGGUGUGUCUGUUGAUGGCAUCUGUAAAUCAAUUCGACAGCUCACAGUGCUGAGGAAACUGAGCAAUCUCCACUCACUGUUUAUCCAGUGUGGUAUCAAGGACGGGCACACUGAUGCUGUGGAAGUUACGUUUUCCACUUUGGGAGAUGUGAACCAGUUAGAUCCAGUGCUUCAGAGUGCUACAGACAAGGUAGCUGAUACCCUGAGUCAUAAACAGAGCAACAGUAGUGCUCUGUCUGCUGUGGUGGAAAUUAGGGUGGAAACAACUGUUGUGAACAAUGCUGGCAAAGGCUACCUGAUUCCACUAGUGUGUUCUCUGAUGGGACUGGCUGGUAUCGUAAGCAUCAUUGGACUUAUUGUGUGGCAUAAUAAAAAAACUAAGUUACGCCGCCGUCGUCAUAGUUACAUAGAUGACCAAAAGACAAACAAUGAAAACGAAGACAAUAUUCGGAGGUACCGCAAUCCACUGUUUGGUACGGACAAAGGUGGGGGGACAUCGAAACGCAUAUCGGCGACCGAACUUCACGACAUCAACAUAGAAAAAUACGAGAAAAGUCCGAGACGGAAGCAGUCGCCCACAGACUCAACAGACUUCAAUGACUAUAGGGAAAACACGUCCCACGCUAAAACAUCACACAAGAAAGAUAUAAACAUUGAAAUCGAUAUCUCAAGAACACUGGCAGCUGAUCGGGAAGUUAUCGUCUAGCAGGAGUUUGUGGGAAGAAAGUGUUUCCAGAUUCCUUUUCAUCAUUUUGGUGCAGUUUUUUCAUUUUUCACAGUUCAUGUAUCAGCUUCAUUGGCCAUUUUGUGUUGUGUUCAAAGCCUACUGUUUUCUGGUGCGACUGGGCACCGUAGGGGAUAGAACCGAACAGCUACGUGUGUGACACAGUGUGACACGUAUUGAUGUGUGUGUUGUGUUAAUGUUGUCAGCUACUGGAGAAAAGCUGAUUGGCUAUUUGCGUUACACUUUUUUUUUUUUUUUUUUCUUUUUUUAACGUGACUCCAGGUUGAAUUUUUGCCACAUUAUGGCUGGUUGUGUGAUGGUGUAGUUUUUGCAAAAGUAGCUACAACAUUUUCAGUGUUUUAAAAGCUUGAUUCUGAAUGUCACUUCAGGCAGCUGAAUGUUUUUGAGUAUUAAUGAAACCAACAAACAAGGGCAGCCCAAUUUAAUUGUGCUUCAGUUUUAUUGCUCCAUCAUGGAUGGGUUUGCUAUGUGGGCAAAAAACCCAAACCUAAUCUAGUAAUAAUAAAAUAAAGAAUGCCAAUUACAGGCACGUUUGCAGGAAUUUUUGCAGGGUAGGGAAGGGGAUUAAAUUGGAACAGACAUCACUAAUGGAACUUUGUUCAAUAUACAUAAUUUUUAAAAACCCAACUUUUUGUUUGGGAGGUGGACUGACCUUGGACAUUAAUAUGGUGGCAGCGUUCAUUGAUUUAAAUACAACAACAUCGUUUGAGAUUUUCCUAGUAGCAAAGAAAUUGGAAGCACAAAAUUAACUUGGGUUGUCCUAAGCCAGUUUCAACUGGUACACUAGAACAGCGUGCAUUUAUCAUCAUUUGCAUUUAACGUGUCAUUUUAAGGACCUGUUUUGACUAAGCAGCGAAUCGUUAGCUUAAACACAUAUAUUACACAUCAAGCCAUUGGCCAUCCAGGCAACCAAUCAUACAGCAGGGCAAUUCAUUUCAUGGCAUCCGCCAACUUGUGAGCCAAUCAUAUUUCAUAACACAUUCACAUUCUCAUAGAAAUUGCCAAUCUGUAGGCAGCUAACACAAUCAAAUAUCAAAUCAUCAUUACAUGUGUAUUUCUGUCUUAAUGUAUGUUUUUAUCUUUGUGUCGGUGAGAUCUUUUUCAAAUUCUUUUUAAAGUACUAUUGGUGAAAUGUGAUUCACCACAAUCUAGCCAGGCAGCAAUUCAUAACAAUAAAUGGUGGCCAUUAAAGGGAGAUAAUGGACUUUACUUUUAUAACACAUUUGUACAAAAUUGUGUUUAUGAUCUUUAAAAAUUAUAUUAUGCAAUUUUAAUAUUUGAACGUGGAACAUCAAACUACAUGGACUGAAAAAAAGCACAAUAAAAAGCAUCUACUUUACAUUUUCAUAAGUUGUAAAAUAAUAAGCUAUAAUAUUUAUUUCAUUUCAUUACUGUUAUUGCUAAAAUUGCAAUUAUGACCAUUAGAAAUUGUCAAAUAUUUAAGAUUAUCUAUAUAUUUUUGUCUAUAAAAAUAUAAUUUUUUGUUUUUUAUUUGUAAUACCUUUAACCUUUUAACUCAUUACAUGUAUAUUCAAAAAAAAAAAAAAGGUUUUACUGCCAGGUACAAAUACAUAUCUAGCAAGUCAUUUAUGUCCCUUUAAUUGAGCUGAUCAACAUCGGUGCUUUUCUGUUUGCAGGGCAAUAAUAAAAGACACAAGUACAGUCUAGAUUACACCAUCUGAUAUUCAUAAAGUACUAUGGUCUACAACUAAUAAUUUAACAUACAUUUUAAAAGAAAUCAUUAGUAGGACUAAGAGUGCUCAUUUGGUAUUAGAAUGCAAAAUAACCCAAAGUGAUUAAUCCAGGAGUCAUCACAUGACAAGUUCUUUAACCAAUGAGAAACAUUGUCUUUCUUCAUUGGAUCCUGUGACUCAUCACAUGACCAAUUCUUUAACCAAUGAGAAAUGUUGUCUUUUUUCUUAGGAUCCUGGGACUCAUCACAUGACGAGUUCUUUAACCAAUGACAUAUUGACUUUUUUCAUAGGAUCCUGGGACUCGUCACAUGACCAAUUCUUUAACCAAUGAGAAACACUGUCUUUCUUCAUAGGAUCCUGGGACUCGUCACAUGACCAAUUCUUUAACCAAUGAGAAACGCUGUCUUUCUUCAUAGGAUCCUGGGACUCGUCACUUGACCAAUUCUUUAACCAAUGAGAAACACUGUCUUUCUUCAUAGGAUCCUGUGACUCAUCACAUGACCAAAUGUACCAAUUAACCAAUGAGAAACACUGUCUUUCUUCAUAGAUAGGAUACUAUGACUGCACAUGACAAGUUCUUUAACCAAUGAAAAAAAUUGUCUUUCUGCAUAGGAUUGCCAUUGUAAACAUAUAUUUUCUCAACAAAGUUAACACUGUUAAAGUUGUUGCUUUGUCUUAAUAUUCAGUGAUAUAGUAGAAGACUGGAAAUAUUAUAUAUGGUUCUCUAUAUAUGAGCCGACGCCAUAUAACCGUAAAUAUAAUGUGUUGAGUGCGUCGUUAAAUAAAACAUUUCCAUCCAUAUAUGAGAUUGACAACCCACUUCAUGUUGAGAAAAUAUACUGAUGGAAAAAUAUAUAGGAACAUUUGAUAGUUGACACCAAAUUUAAUUCACUACUACAGUAGUUAUUGUUGUAUAAAAUACAGAGAUGUAAUGUGGAACUGAAUGUCACUACAGUGGGAUUGACUGCCAGUAAGAUGGUUGACAUCCUGAUACUGUAGACAAGGGUUUAGUUUCAGUCAGUAUUUCCUUAUUUUUUCCAUCAGUAUACCUUGUCAAGUAGGAAAGACCAAAUACUGCCCACCUGAAGACAGAUUUUAAAAUUAAUUCAGUCCAUUCUAGAUAACAUAAAUUAAAUGUGAACAAUAAAUGUUUCUUUUUUUUUGUUUUUGUUUUUCAAAUUAAAACUUUACUAUGAAUGAUUAAUUUUGAAAAUAAUUAAAAACAAUAUAAAUACUAUAAAUACUACUUUUUUGUUCUUGCCAUAAAAGCUCUUAAUUUUCAGUAUUUAUGUAAAAAAAAAAACAGAUUGAGUAAAAAAUAUAGAUGACGUACACAUAGACUAAAUUACAGAUGAUACCAAUCUAUUUAGAAAUUAAUCAAAGGUAGCACUCCAAAAAUUAUAGACCUGCAGUGAAAAAAAACAAUAUAUAAAAUCCUCUUGUAACAUUCUCAUGUUGAAAUGGGGAGUAAAACCUCAUUAUGGAACUUAUGCAAACAUAGAAUUAUUCAAAAUAGUUCGUACCAUGAUAUAGUGCAAAGAUGGCAUGAUUAGAAAAACACCAAUUAUAAGACGGUGAUAAUCUUGGUUUAAAAUAAUACAAUUACUGCUGUAUAUCAUCACAUUACUGUUUUAUUUUCAUGACCUCAUUAACCAUUUUUGUACCGUUGUAUAUAUAAAUUUAUAUUAUAUUAUAUUAUAUGUUGAUGUAUAUGUGGUCUUAUUUAUACAAGAAGGAUGGAAGAUUAUUAUUACGUUGUGUGUUGUUUGUAGCUUGCCAGAAGUUUUGGGCGAGUCUGUGCUAUUGAUUGUUGUCUGUCUGUUAGUCUGUUCAUUGUUAGUCUUGUCAACAGAUUCUUUUCUCAAGGUAUUGGACCAACUGACCUAAAACAUGAUCUUGAUGAUUCUCCCACUUGUUUGGUGUCAAGGUUUUUUCUUGGGUGUUUUUUUUUUUUUAAUGAUCCCCAUCUCAAUUUUAGCAGCCAUCAAAACUGCCAUCUUGCCAAAUUAAGUUCUGUAUUCUGGAUCGUUUGAUAAAGUAUUAUGGUAAUUUUUUGCAAAUCAUUUUUUAAAGACUUGGUUUACUUUAAAAAAAAAAAAAGAAAGUCUAUUAGGAGACUGAUACAGACAUUUUCAUGUCUUCAUUCAUUCAGGUAAAAUGUAAUGG